AUGUUUGGGGAUAAAGGGUAUGAGGGUUGGGAUCAUCUGUCGCCGAGGCAGAAAGUAGAGCGUAUGAUGUUGAUACACACGAGUGGACAUGAAGGCGAAGAUCGCUUCAGCUCAGCCCUCUACAACGGCACCCCCUCAACACCACCCCUCUCCCUCCUCUCCGUUCACACACCAACACCCACAACCUCCAUGGUCAUCUUCACCUACACAUGUCCCCCUUUCUACGCAAACCCACUCGGAAACCUGCAUGGAGCAGCCCACGCCCUGAUCUACGACAACUGCACAACCCUCGCUCUUGCCGCUGUCUCUACCCCCGGUUUCUGGAUGUUGGGCGGUGUGAGUAGGGUCUUGGAUGUAAAGUAUGUGCGUGCGUUGAGGGUGGGUGAGGAAGUGAGGGUGGAGUGUGAGGUUGUGCAUGUUGGGGGUAGGCAAGCGGCUGUUAGGGGUGUGAUUAGGGAUGAAAGGNGGAGGGUGUGCAGUACGUGUGAGCAUGACAAGACGAAUAUCGAUCCCGUGAUGGAGAGCAAAGAAAAGGCGAAGUUGUGA
Messenger RNA from Aureobasidium vineae, 546 nucleotides. Lineage: Eukaryota; Fungi; Ascomycota; Dothideomycetes; Dothideales; Saccotheciaceae. The record is from the annotation of a GenBank genome assembly.